Clupea harengus (Atlantic herring) is the source of this 3526-nucleotide messenger RNA. RefSeq names its product splicing factor 3a, subunit 1 (gene sf3a1). Gene Ontology annotation, cellular component: U2-type prespliceosome; catalytic step 2 spliceosome; U2 snRNP. NCBI's taxonomy places the organism in Eukaryota, Metazoa, Chordata, Actinopteri, Clupeiformes, Clupeidae. Gene Ontology annotation, molecular function: RNA binding; protein binding. Gene Ontology annotation, biological process: mRNA cis splicing, via spliceosome; regulation of alternative mRNA splicing, via spliceosome. The record is from RefSeq and is a predicted model, not a curated record.
ACAUCCUGGCGGCUCCGAACUCGGAUACACGUCGGGUAUUUUUGUGAACAGAAAUAAUUUGAAUUUCUAAACCUUAAACGCCACAAUAAGCGUGGAUGAUAAAUCUGUCUUGGGGAGCUAAAUAGCAGCAACAAAUUGUUGCAUUUCGGAUCAUUAUCGAGUUAGAGGGAGAGCUGUGAACUCUGUGCCUCAAUCAUGCCGCCUGGGCCUGUACAAAUCGUCCUGCCGGAGCCCAACAAUAAGCCAGAAGAAGUCACUAAAGAUGAAACUCCAGCAACGAAGCCCAUCGUCGGGAUCAUCUACCCACCUCCCGAGGUCCGAAACAUCGUUGACAAGACAGCGAGUUUCGUAGCCAGGAAUGGACCGGAGUUUGAGGCCAGGAUCCGUCAGAACGAGAUAAACAACCCCAAGUUCAACUUCCUGAACCCCAAUGAUCCUUACCAUGCCUACUAUCGUCACAAGGUCAACGAGUUCAAGGAGGGCAAGGCCCUGGAACCCUCUGCAGCGGUGCCCAAAGUCAUGCAGCAGCAGGCGUUGCAACAGUCAUCCCAGCAGCUGCCACAAAAGGUCCAGGCACAGGUCAUCCAAGAGACUGUGGUUCCCAAGGAGCCGCCUCCAGAGUUUGAAUUUAUCGCCGACCCCCCGUCCAUUUCGGCCUUUGACCUGGAUGUGGUGAAGCUGACGGCCCAGUUUGUGGCGAGGAACGGGCGGCAGUUUCUCACGCAGCUCAUGCAGAAGGAGCAGAGGAACUACCAGUUUGACUUCCUGCGGCCCCAGCACAGCCUCUUCAACUAUUUCACCAAGCUUGUGGAGCAGUACACCAAGGUUUUGAUACCACCUAAAGGUCUCCUGAUAAAGCUAAAGAAAGAAGCAGAGAACCCCAGAGAUGUUAUGGACCAGGUACGCUACCGUGUUGAGUGGGCCAAGUUCCAGGAACGAGAGAGGAAGAAAGAGGAGGAGGAGCGAGAGAAGGAGCGUGUGGCGUACGCUCAGAUCGACUGGCAUGACUUUGUGGUUGUGGAGACCGUGGACUUCCAGCCCAACGAGCAAGGUAACUUCCCCCCGCCCACCACUCCUGAGGAGCUGGGUGCGCGCCUCCUGAUCCAAGAGCGCUACGAGAAGUACGGCGAGAGUGAGGAGGUGGAGAUGGAGGUGGAGAGCGAGGAUGAUGACGAUGAGCGGGAGGAUCGGGAGGAAGGUCACUCCGCUCAGCCUGAUCAGGACACUCAGCUGCAGGACAUGGACGAGGGAUCGGAUGACGAUGAGGAUGGUAUGAAGGCUCCACUGCCUCCAGACAACCCGAUGCCCCCCCCACUGCCCCCGACCCCAGACCAGGUCAUCAUCCGCAAGGACUACGAUCCCAAGGCCUCUAAGCCCCAGCCGUCUGUGGUGGCCCCAGAUGAGUACCUCAUCUCCCCCAUCACGGGCGAGAAGAUCCAGGCCAGUAAGAUGCAGGAGCACAUGCGCAUCGGCCUGCUGGACCCACGCUGGCUGGAGCAGCGCGACCGCAGCCUGCGCGAGCGGCAGGUGGAGGACGAGGUGUACGCGCCCGGCCUCGACAUCGAGAGCAGCCUGAAGCAGCUGGCCGAGAGGCGUACCGACAUCUUCGGUGUGGAGGAGACGGCCAUCGGAAAGAAGAUCGGUGAGGAGGAGAUCCAGAAACCAGAGGAGAAGGUCACGUGGGACGGCCACUCUGGCAGCAUGGCGCGCACACAGCAGGCGGCCCAGGCCAACAUCACGCUGCAGGAGCAGAUCGAGGCCAUCCACAAGGCCAAGGGCCUGGUGCAGGAGGACGACCACAAGGAGAAGAUCGGCCCCAGCAAGCCCAGCGAGGCCCUGCUGCACAACCCCCUGACCCACCCUGGCAUGCCCAAGCUCACGCAGCCAAUGAACCCUCAAAGGGGCCAGCCCUCCGUCAACAGGAUGAAUGUGGGUCAGCAGGUGCGCACCACCCUGCUGUCGGCGGUGCCCGUGCUCCCGCGGCCCCCCAUGGCCCCCGUGGUCCGUCUGGCCCCAGGGCAGGUGCUGACGCCCAUGCCACCCAUGCUGCACACGCCCCGCAUCAACGUGGUGCCCAUGCCACCCUCCGGACCCCACCUCAUGACCCCCAGGCCCCCGCCCAUGGUGGUGCCCACAUCUUUUGUCCCUGCUCCUCCCGUGCCCCAACCCCCCAGCUCAUCCAACCCCAUGCCUCCCGCCCACCCACCCCCUCCUCACGACGACGAGCCCAUGAGCAAGAAGAUGAAGACCGAGGACAACCUCAUACCAGAGGAAGAGUACCUGCGCAGGAACAAGGGUCCUGUUACUGUCAAAGUUCAGGUACCAAACAUGCAGGACAAGACCGAAUGGAAGCUGAGCGGACAGAUUCUCAGCUUUACUGUGCCCCUCACAGACCAGGUGUCCGUCAUCAAGGUUAAGAUCCACGAGGCCACGGGGAUGCCUGCAGGCAAACAGAAGCUCCAGUAUGAGGGUAUCUUCAUUAAAGACUCCAACUCUGUGGCUUACUAUAACAUGAGCAACGGCUCCAUCAUCCACCUGGCCCUCAAGGAGAGAGGAGGCAGGAAGAAAUGAGCUGGGCCAUACUUCCGGAACCCUUCGGAACCUUCCACAGUGUUCCGGAGCCAUCCACAAGGAUCAGCAGCCAUGAGGAUUGUUGUUGCUAUAGUGAAAAAGGGAGCGUUUGCCCUUAUUCCGUCACCUUCAUUUACCUUAAUUUAGUUGUUUACUCGCCUGGAUUCCUCUUAAUCUGUAGACCUUGUGGCACAAAUUAUUAUUCUGUCAGAUUGUUUCAAGGAUGUAAAGCACCAUUUUGAAACUCUGACCUGUCAUGAAGUGUUAAGUGGACUUUUUUUUCGUUUUUAAAAGCUUUGGUUUCUAGGAUUGGAAUAGUUAUAUUAUUACAUUAUUACAUGAUGUUAUUACGAUUUGCUUUCAGUCUGUGAUUAUUUGACAACAAAUUCCAUCUGUAAUUCUGACAUAAUCCACAAGUAUGGUUUCUAGUAAUUGAAAUAUGCCAACCUCUUUGGCAAAGUCUUAGUUGGUCCCAUCUGUGCACAGAACUGCAUGUUAAAUUUGCCAUUGGGUUUGGGAUCUGUAGGUGACCAUAGUCAAGCUAAUGCAGUCACACCAUUGAGGUGAAGAAAGUCCUCUUAACCCCCAGGCCAGCCCAAGCAACAUCAUGUAAAUAUACAGCAGAAGAGUUUAUUCGUUCUACACACAGUGAUCAGCAAUCAUUAUCAGUAUGGCCGAAACGAGAGCAUACCGUACAUGAGUUGCACUGAUUUGGUCCAGUUGUUUGGUUGUGGUUCCCUAGGUGAUAUUAUAAACAUUAGUGCCACUACACGGCAGUCUUUGCAAUGUCCAUGUUGUUCAGCAGGAUUGGUCGAUCAGUUCUUGGAUAACCAUUAAAAACAAAUCAGAAAAAAAGCCCGUUUGUCAGUUUUGUUUUCGUGGUUACAUCAUUACAACAUUAUUAGCAUCUGAAGCAUUUUUUAAAGACAUUAUUUUAGACAGAAGCAGCAUUUUA